GAUACGGCUGCAAAUAUAUUGGAAAAUUCGCAUAAUUUAAAUAAAAAAUCAUUCAGAAAAGAUUUGACUGAAACAUUAUCAAAUACCUUGAAAACUUUAUAUAAUUCAAAUAAUAUUGCAAAUACUGCAAAUCUUAUAAUCAUAUCAAAAGAUGAAUCAACGUUAUAUAAUUCAAAAGAAAAAGUUAUUGAAUCAAUUGAAUUAGAGUUAGAUGAUAUGGAUAGUAUUAUAAGCAAUAGGUCUAAUAAGGCCUGGCACCUAAAACAAGUUUUUAUGAAUACUACUCAAAAAGAUAAUGAAGUUAAUUAUAAGCUAUCACAAGAAUUACCAACUUAUUCAUUUCAAGAUAUUGAAUCAAUAUAUAAGUAUCUUGAAAGUUGGUUUUUUUUAUUUGAUAAUCUUGGAUUGGCAAAACAUUUAAUUGAGGAAUCCAGGUUGCAUAUGCUUUAUAAUUUACAUAGUCUUUUUGUAUCACUUGCAGUGAUAUAUAUAAUGAAAUACAAAGAAGAUAAGAAAGUAUUUCCAGACUAUUUAAUUUUACAUGGUCUUAUUAGUAAUAAAGUGCAAACACUUUUUGGAAUCGUUGAAAGAUAUAAAAGAUGA
Racocetra persica is the source of this 603-nucleotide messenger RNA. NCBI's taxonomy places the organism in Eukaryota, Fungi, Glomeromycota, Glomeromycetes, Diversisporales, Gigasporaceae. The record is from the annotation of a GenBank genome assembly.